Messenger RNA from Cygnus atratus (black swan), 2352 nucleotides. RefSeq names its product Rac family small GTPase 1 (gene RAC1). The transcript has 7 exons. The coding region runs from base 238 to 873 and encodes 211 amino acids. The record is from RefSeq and is a predicted model, not a curated record. Gene Ontology annotation, biological process: regulation of actin cytoskeleton organization; actin filament organization; cortical cytoskeleton organization. Lineage: Eukaryota; Metazoa; Chordata; Aves; Anseriformes; Anatidae. Gene Ontology annotation, cellular component: dendritic spine; plasma membrane; cell cortex. Gene Ontology annotation, molecular function: protein kinase binding; GTPase activity; GTP binding.
CGCGGGGGGCCGAGCGCGGCCCGGGCGGAUGUGAGCGGCGCGGCCGCUUCCUGCUCGCCCGCGGCCCGCCCUCCGCUCUCCUCCUCUCCGCUCCGCUCCGCUCCCCGCCUCGGGUGGUGGCCGCUGCCUCGUCCCCGCUGCCAGCCGCAGGGCGGAGGCGGCCGCGACCCGCUGCCCAGACCGCCGCCCGCCCCUCCCCGCUCGGCAGGAAGGCCCCCCCGCGGCGGCGCAGCCCCGAUGCAGGCCAUCAAGUGUGUGGUGGUGGGCGACGGUGCUGUAGGUAAAACAUGCCUACUCAUCAGUUACACAACCAAUGCAUUUCCUGGAGAAUAUAUACCCACCGUUUUUGACAACUACUCUGCUAAUGUAAUGGUUGAUGGAAAACCAGUCAAUCUGGGCUUGUGGGAUACAGCUGGUCAAGAGGACUAUGACAGACUACGCCCACUUUCCUACCCGCAAACAGUUGGAGGAACCAAUGGUAAGAAUCUAUCUUCCAGUCUGACAGAUCAACCUAUUGCCGAUGUCUUCUUAAUCUGCUUUUCCCUUGUGAGCCCCGCUUCUUUUGAAAAUGUCCGUGCUAAGUGGUAUCCUGAGGUGCGGCACCAUUGCCCCAACACCCCCAUCAUUUUAGUGGGUACCAAACUUGAUCUCCGAGAUGAUAAAGACACUAUUGAAAAGCUGAAGGAGAAGAAGCUGACUCCCAUCACCUACCCACAGGGCCUUGCCAUGGCAAAAGAGAUUGGUGCAGUGAAAUACCUAGAAUGCUCAGCACUUACACAGCGAGGCCUCAAGACAGUGUUUGAUGAAGCUAUCCGAGCAGUUCUUUGCCCCCCUCCUGUAAAGAAGAGGAAGAGAAAAUGUCUGCUGCUGUAAAUGUUACCUUCCCUGCCCCACUCCAACUGUGUGCUUUGCUCAGAACGAUGGAGCAGUCACAUUCAAUGCCAAGUCUUUCUGUUAUAAAUUAGUUCUCUUCCAUAAAUUUUGAACCAAUCAACAAUUUCACGGUUUCAUUUGUUUGAUGUACGAAAGUUUUCAUUCUACUAAAAGCAGAAUCCUGAAAAGACAAACUUAUAUAAAGCCUUAUUUUUAAAAUCCUAUUCUUGCUCAAUUAAGUGUUGCCAAACUAUCUGCUGAACUAAGUUGCAUUGUUGUGCUACGAACACUAAGCACUAAACUGUUUUUUAAAGAUUCUUCUUGAAGAUGACUCUAAUUUCUGUUAGGAAAUGCAGAAACACUUUCUAGUUUUUCACAGUAACAGUACCAUAUAAUUAGCAAAACACUGCAGCCCGAUGUGUUUUAUUAUUAAAUGUUUUCUCAACCAGGGUCAUUGCAUAGCAUUGUGUAUCAAACCUAAGUCAUUUACGAUGACUGACACCCUUGAGUCACAGUGUAAAAUGCUUUAUCAUUGGUAAGGGCUUGGUUGCAAUCUAGUUCUUGCUGCUGUGAUUUAAAAAAAUAAAUAAAUAACUAUUCUUACUGAAGUGUAUCUAGUCCUUUUGACAGCAUUGUGUUGUGAUGGAUAAAUGAAAUAUUGGAUUGGAUCACCUGAUAGUGCCAGACAGUAUUUUGACACUGUACAGAUCACCUUACACUACACUGCCAGAGUAGUUGAAACUGAAGUGACUUUAUUUAAGGUUAAAAUCGGUGACCGUUUUCCCAGUCAUGCAGUAGUGGAAGAGAGGUUGGUGUUCAUAGGUAAAUUCCUUUGAAUUUCAAGUAGGGCAUUCAUUUAGGUACAACUUUGAACAGUCAUUCCCACAAUAGUUGUGUAGUAAAUGCUUUUCUUGUAGAAUUUCUUCUUACUGAGCAAUAUAACUUGUAUUUUAAAACCUUUCUGAUGAUAGAAAUUUGCUUUUCUUUUUUUUUUAGUAGAGUAGAAUGUUCAAGCAUAGCCUCCUUAUUUUCCUGGUAUUUCUGACCCAGUAAGUUAUACGCUUUCUGAGGAGCUUUUAGUCUAUUAACUAGGUGUAAAAAUCAUGUGAAGCAGCUUUACACGGUUUAGUAAUUUUUAUAUUUUAGACCUCUGUAAACUAUGAACCUUCUCAAAUAUCACUAUUUGCCAGCUAUCCCCAACACUGUAACAUUACUAAUGCAGACCAGUGUUUUCUGUCACCUACAUGUCCAUGUGCAACAUAGCUUGAGUAAUGGUAACUUGGGUCUGUGAGGUUCUGUAAAUUAGUGCUAAUGUUCUGUACAGCCUGAACUGGCAGGAAUAUGAUGUUCAACUACACCCUUUCAACCACUAAAGCAAAACUUAAAAGUUGCAAAAUUGUGAAGUUUUUACAUUGAUCUUUUGCUAAUGCAAUUAGCAGUAUGUUUUGCAUGUAUGACUUAAUAAAUCCUUGAAUCACA